AAUUCAUUUUUAAUCGUCAGUGUAGUUUUCAUCAAUUCAGAAUAUAAUCAAUAAUUUAAAUAAAAUAGUAAUGAAAUAUUUUAUUAAAAUCUUUAAAACUUUAUGUAUUGUUUUAAUGCUUUUGACAUCGUCUUAUGCAAAACAUCAUAAGCAAACGACUAGAAAAACCACUCCAGCAAGUACUCAAACACAUCCACAUUCAAAUUACAAUCAACAGCAGUCAGCAUCUUUAGGAAACGAACUGCAUGGAUUUAAUCAACAACCCCAGCAAGUAAUUGUUCAUCAUGUCCAACAGCAACCUAGUUCUAGUUAUGGAGGUGGAUUAGGAACAGUUGGAGGUUUGGCAAUUGGUGGUCUAGCUGGUGCAGGAGCAGGAUAUGCGCUAAGUAAAGCUCUAGAUAGUGACGAUGAUAAACAUGAUAAGGCUUCAACGACACCAUUAACGACAGUAAUUUCUGAGACCACAAAUCAUAGUAGUGAAACGGUUAGUUCCACAGAAUUACAAGCUAAUCAGACAAUAAAUACUGAGGCACCUUCAAAUCGUGCAAUAAGCUCAAAAACUUCGUUUGCCUUAGCUUUAAUAAUUGUCUCUUUCUUGGUUUUUCGAAUCUGAUAGUAAUUGAAAUAAAAUUUGUAAUUUGGCAACAUUAAAGCACAACUUUAGCGUUUUCGGAUAAAGAAAAAAUUUCUAUAAUUUUC
Molecule: messenger RNA, 699 nt
Organism: Chironomus riparius
Lineage: Eukaryota; Metazoa; Arthropoda; Insecta; Diptera; Chironomidae
Source: the annotation of a GenBank genome assembly